AUGGUAACAACUAGUUGCAGGCAUUUUGUUAACUCUUUUUCCCUUAUACAAACAGAUGUAAUUGUUGGUGCACUUCACCUUCUUAAACCCAUUUUCUCAAUAGCGCUUGCGUUAUAUUUGGGAUGGUCUUCGAUCUCGUUUAUAUCAAGCACCUUUCAAAAUGAUCUAGCAUUGGCUAUGUGUCGUUUACCCUUGUCCAAUUUGAUUCCAUUAUGUCAAACGCCCAUUCCUGAUUUCUCACGAUUAGUAAAUCGACAGGUUGAAACUUAUGAACAAAUAAUGGAUUAUCAAUUAUCACAUACAGGACCAUCAUCUUCAUUAGCAUUAGAUAUAAAAAAAGCAGAAUUAGCAACAGCAGAUCUAAGAACUUUAAUAAAAUAUUCUUCUUUAUCUACAUCAAAAGAAUUAGUAGAUAGACUUACAGAAUUUGUUGAUAAGGCUAAAAGUGUUGGUAGAGAUUUACAAAUUUUGCAAUCCAGAACAAGGACUUCAUUAGAUAAUUUGAUUACAUAUAAUAUAUUUGCUUUAAAAGCAUUAGAAAAUGUUAGAGAUAACAAGAUAAGUGCUAAAGAAUUAGCUGCUGGUUAUAAUCAAAUGAUGACUUUGAUUGAAAGUGAUUUAAAAAGAAUGAUACUUGUCGCGACUGAAGCACUUGGAAGUUUAGCUGAUUUGGAUGAAAUGUUAAUAGCGAUUCAUGAUCUAACGACUCGUGAAGGAGCAUUUCAAAAAACAGAGCGAGCCAAUUUAUUUGCUCAAAUGUGGACCAGACUUGGAGGCAAUAUAGUGAAAAGACAAAUUUUUGAAGAAAAUUUAGCAUUAUUAAGAGAUCUUGAUAAACAAAGACGUAUUGCAGUUUCUCAAAUACAGACAACAUUAUAUAGUUUAACUUCAUUUCAAUUAGAUUUAGAAGAAUUGAGAGAACAUGUCUCACGACCAUCAUUGGUUGAAAUGCCUAUUGAAGUGCAUAUUGAGAAUGUUGGAAAGGGAAUAGAGAGGUUAAGAACUAGUAAGGUUGCUUUAAGAAGUAAUGAUGAUGUGGAUGUAAUUGCUGGAUAA
Dentiscutata heterogama is the source of this 1056-nucleotide messenger RNA. The record is from the annotation of a GenBank genome assembly. Lineage: Eukaryota; Fungi; Glomeromycota; Glomeromycetes; Diversisporales; Gigasporaceae.